This is a messenger RNA of Tachysurus vachellii, 1431 nucleotides long. It is a transcript of the gene shhb, whose product is annotated as sonic hedgehog signaling molecule b. Bases 37 to 1293 code for a protein of 418 amino acids. Gene Ontology annotation, biological process: smoothened signaling pathway; cell fate specification; intein-mediated protein splicing. The record is from RefSeq and is a predicted model, not a curated record. NCBI's taxonomy places the organism in Eukaryota, Metazoa, Chordata, Actinopteri, Siluriformes, Bagridae. Gene Ontology annotation, molecular function: calcium ion binding; patched binding. The transcript is spliced from 3 exons.
AAUGAUCUGAAGCUCACAGACACACAGGAGGCAGACAUGGACCUGACGCUGCUGCUCCGGAAGCUGGCGCUCGUCUCGUCCGUGUGCGUACUGCUGGCCGGUUGGGCGCGCGCCUGCGGUCCGGGCCGGGGCUACGGCAAGCGCAGACACCCGAAGAGACUGACGCCGCUAGCCUACAAACAGUUCAUUCCUAACGUGGCGGAGAAAACGCUGGGAGCGAGCGGAAAGUACGAGGGCAAAAUUACGCGCAACUCGGAGCGCUUCAAGGAACUCACACCGAACUACAACCCCGACAUCAUCUUCAAGGACGAGGAGAACACAAACGCAGACCGACUCAUGACCCAGCGAUGUAAAGACAAGCUGAACUCAUUGGCCAUCUCAGUCAUGAACCAGUGGCCCGGGGUGAAGCUGCGUGUCACAGAGGCCUGGGAUGAGGACGGCAACCAUUUCGAAGAGUCUUUACACUAUGAGGGCCGAGCAGUGGACAUUACGACCUCAGACAGAGACAAGAGCAAAUACGGAAUGUUGUCGAGACUUGCCGUGGAAGCCGGAUUCGACUGGGUUUAUUACGAAUCCAAAGCACACAUACACUGCUCUGUCAAAGCAGAAAAUUCUGUGGCAGCUAAAUCUGGUGGCUGCUUUCCAGGCUCUGCGCUGGUUUACCUCUCAGAUGGAAGAACGAAGCCUGUCAAGGAUCUGAAGGAAGGUGAAAAGGUUCUUGCAGCAGAUGAGCUGGGAAACAUUGUGUACAGCGACUUCAUUGCCUUCCUGGACCGGGACGUGACCCUGCACCGGACAUUCCUUGUGCUCGAGACACAGAAGCCAAAUGUGACUCUGAGGCUCACGGCGGCACACCUGGUGUUCGUCCGGGACGAUUCGGCUGCCUCAGGGAUGGUGGCAAAGUUUGCGAGUGAAGUGAAACCAGGGCAGGAGGUGUUUGUGUGGGAAGGACAAGGACGUCUGAGUAGCGCGAGUGUAGAGCGAGUUUCUGUGGUGGAGGACAGAGGCACGUAUGCACCGCUCACAGCACACGGGACCAUUGUGGUGGACGGUGUUCUAGCAUCAUGCUACGCUGCUGUGGAGGCACACCGCUGGGCGCACUGGGCUUUUGCGCCAUUCCGCCUGAGUCACACUCUCACGCCGACCUUGUGGUGGCGUUGGAUGAUACCGGAUUCAAAUGCUACCUCGCAGCAAGAUGGGAUUCACUGGUAUCCCAAGAUGCUGCUGCAUGUUGGAAUGUGGCUGUUGGGCCAAGACUCUUUCCACCCACUCGGGAUUUCAAACUCAAGCUGAGACUCAAACAACUUACAGGAAGGUUUUAGUGCAAAAUGCAUUUUCUAUGAAUGAAAGCUAACAGACACCAAUUAGCAUGGUGUGCUUGGGAUAAUCGGUGGCUGUUCACUUCAAAGGCCCAGUCAUUCUAGCUUUGCC